Messenger RNA from Ogataea philodendri, 1470 nucleotides. RefSeq lists its product as uncharacterized. The coding region runs from base 1 to 1470 and encodes 489 amino acids. Gene Ontology annotation, biological process: DNA replication; DNA strand elongation involved in DNA replication. The record is from RefSeq and is a predicted model, not a curated record. Gene Ontology annotation, cellular component: delta DNA polymerase complex. Gene Ontology annotation, molecular function: DNA binding. NCBI's taxonomy places the organism in Eukaryota, Fungi, Ascomycota, Pichiomycetes, Pichiales, Pichiaceae. The transcript has a single exon.
AUGACGUCUGACCGGAUCUUACGACAGGAAUCAGCCGUUCCGCAGGAGUUCAAGCACUCUGACGCGUACAGGUUACCGCCCGGCGCGAGAUCGUACGGAAACCAGUUCAACAAGAUCUACGGACAACGCGUCAAGAAACUCAAGUCGCGGUGUCUCAAGAUGGCCAACGCCAAAUGGAAGCAGGAAACCAUCAACGACACGCGCGUCGUUUACGUGAACAAGAUUCUGGACGUCAAGUCGAUGACUCCGUCCUACACGAUCGGCACUGUGUUCAUGGAUAUGAAGUAUAAACCAAAUAUCCUGGAAGACGUGAGCAAUAACGUGUAUGGAGCCGAGGACGUUAAGAGCUCCGCGGAUUUGAGCAAGCUCGACCAGAUCAGAGCACAGGCGUACUCAGACCCGCAGAAUGACCAGGUAAUGCUGGAAGACGAGUCAGGUCGGAUGAUUCUGGCUGGAGAGAUCCUGGACAAUAUUCUACUGGUUACCGGUGUUGUGGUUGGAGUUUUGGGCAUGGAAGUUGAUCCCGGCAUCUUCACGGUUGUUGAUGUUGUGUAUCCUGAGGCCGGUGCCCAAAUCCCGCGUUCUGUACAAAAUACAGGCAACAAACUCUUAUUUAUCUCUGGACUCCAUAUUAACCCAGAAAGCAACUUGGCCCUCGUCGAGAUACUGAAGGAGUAUCUGAUGGGCGAGCUGGACACUGCACCCGAAACCAUUGAGUUUCUCAAAUCAAUCACAGAGGUCGUGUUGGCCGGAGACUCCAUCAAGUGCUCCGACAAGUCGGAUCAGGUGGUGUUGGAGAAAGACAAGUACAGGGAGCUCAACAAGUCGAAUUACGAUGCCGACGCGCUCAAACAACUGGACAGGUUUGUUUCGGAACUGCUCAAUUCGGUCCCUGUGACCAUAAUGCCUGGCGACUCCGACCCCAGCGAAAGCAGCUUGCCCAAACAGCCGUUGCACCCGUCGUUCUUCAGCUCCGCGGGCCAGUUUACCAACUUCAAACGCGCAACCAACCCUACGUGGUUUGAGAUCGACGGAUUGCGCCUACUGGGAACGUCCGGAGAAAACAUUAACGAUAUAUUCAAGUAUUUUAUUCCAAAUCUGGAGGUGGACCUGUCAGAGAGCAGUGCCGGAACAGACUCGCCAGUCAAAUCAGAGAUUAUCAACGAGUCCCGCAUCAAGCUGCUCGAGGCCACUCUUCACUGGCAAAACAUUGUGCCGACCGCGCCAGACACGUUGACGUGCUACCCAUACGAAACAGAAGAUCCGUUCUCUCUCGACGAGACCCCCCACGUCUACUUUGUGGGGAACCAGCCAAAGUUCGAGACGUCCGAGCUGACUCUGUUCAGCGCCAAGAACUCCCCGGCCACCGUGCGGAUCGUGUGCGUUCCUGACUUCAGCGAAACCGGCCAGGUCGCAGUGCUCGACAUGGACUCGCUCGAGUGCACAGCCUUGCAAAUAGCAGCCACCUAG